Molecule: messenger RNA, 921 nt
Organism: Pogona vitticeps (central bearded dragon)
Lineage: Eukaryota; Metazoa; Chordata; Lepidosauria; Squamata; Agamidae
Source: RefSeq, a predicted model, not a curated record
AUGCCCAAUGGAAGUGUUGUAAAUGAAUUCCUACUUCUUGGAUUCUCGAACAGCCCAGAGUUACAGAUCUUGUAUUUUGUCAUAUUUCUAACAAUUUACCUGGCAGCUCUGAUGGCAAACUUCCUGAUCAUUACCAUCAUAUCUCUUGACCACCACCUUCACACCCCAAUGUAUUUCUUCUUGAUUAAUUUGUCCAUUGUCGAUCUUGGUGCCAUCUCUGUUACCAUCCCCAAAUCUAUGAGCCACACCAGGUCAAUCUCCUACUUGGGAUGUGCUGCUCAAGUGUUCUUCCUCGUCUUCUUUAUGGCAGCGGACCUCUCCUUCCUCACCAUUAUGGCAUAUGACCGAUAUGUAGCCAUUUGUCAUCCCUUGAAUUAUACAAGACUGAUGAGCAAGGGCUCUUGUGUCCAAAUGGCAGUCACUUCCUGGGUCAGUGGUCUCCUUUACGGAACAUUACAUGUCAGCAGCACCUUUACAAUAACAUUCUGCUCCCACAACAUCAACCAGUUCUUUUGUGAAAUUCCACAAGUACUGAAGCUCUCCUGCUCUAACUUGUACCUCAUAGAAGCUGGGGCCCUCGCUUUUGGUGCAUGUUUAGUUUUCAGUUGCUUUAUAUUCAUAACAAUUUCUUAUGUUCAGAUCUUCAGAGCAGUAAUGAAAAUUCCAUCAACGAAAGGAAGGCAGAAAGCAUUCUCUACCUGCUUGCCCCACCUGACUGUAGUCUCCUUAUUUAUCUUCACCUGCUCCUUUGCCUACCUGAGACCAAUCUCUAGAUCUUCAUCUGAUCUUGACCUUGCAGUUGCUGUGAUCUACUGUGCUGUGCCACCAAUGAUGAAUCCAGUAAUUUAUAGUAUAAGGAAUAAGGAGAUCCAAGCAGCUCUAGGGAGGUUGAUGAAGAAAGUUGUGAAUCAGAUUAUUUAA